CUAGAUCAACUGAUUUUUGUAAUUAGAUUCAAAUUUCAAAUAUAGUAUUAAAAUACAUAUACUGAACUGAAAAUGAAUUCAAAUUCAGAAGACUGUGAAGUGUUUUUCCCAAAUUUUCAAACGAAAAUUAUUAAAAAAGAAAAAGAUCAUCAGGGUUGGGUGUAUAACUUGAGAGUCAAUAUAUCCUCAAAAGAAGAUGCACAAAAAUGGCUCCAAGAGUUUUCAGAAAACACGAAAACCACAUAUAGAGUGAGGAAUAGCUUUGCUGAUAAUACAGCAAAAAUUGUGUUUAAGAAGGAGUAUCGGUGUAUCCAUAACACAAGGCCAGAUACACAUAAGGUUAAGGCCCCUCAUUCUAAACAUACUGGUUGUAAUGCAAAAAUUAUAAUAACUGUUAAGCAACAAAAUAUGAAAAGGAGUAAGGAUAUAUAUUUGUCAGAGUACCCAGCAGAGAUAUUUUUAAAGUAUACCCACAACCACUUAAUACUAGUCGCAGAUGCCUUACGACAUAGGACUCCCUCAGAUGAUAUAAUAGAAAAAUUUAAAAAGCUGUUUUCCAAAGGACAUUCACCCUCAUCUGCAUUAAAUAUUUAUAAGUCAGAAUUGCAAGAGGAGUAUGAAGAGGACUAUUAUAAAAUUGUGGCAGAUGGGUCAAAAUGUCCCACACGUAGAUGGUGCUAUGAACUGUAUUAUAAAAUGUUUAAUAAACAAUAUGGUGAUCCUUCUGGAAGUGAAAUGGUUGCUUCUUUAAAAUUGUUCAUCGAACAAUAUAAUGCAAAAUGUGGAGAGCAAUGUGCAAUUAUGUCGGAAGAUGUAGAAAAUCUAGUUGUGUGUAUUUGCUCACCACUAAUGAAACGAGUGCAUAAGUAUGAAAGAUCAUCGGGUGAAAUUAUGUUUAUCGACUCGUCUGGUAACAUGGAUAGGCAUAACAGCAGGGUUUUUUUAAUGUUAUGUCCCACAGUUGCUGGUGGGUUACCUGUAGGAAUUAUUAUGACGUACAGUGAGUGCGAAAAUGUUAUAACAAAAGGGAUAAAUCUUUUUAAAACUAUUUUAAAUACUGAUAGUUUUUACGGAAAUUCAUUUCCAAGUAUUAUUAUGACAGAUGACAGUGCUGCAGAAAGAGCUGCAUUAAAAACAUCUUUUCCAAAUUCCACUCUUUUGUUGUGCAAGUUUCAUGUGCUUCAGGCGAUAAUGCGUUAUUUAUGGGAUAAUAAACAUAAAAUUCAUGUAGACGAUAGGCUUCCAAUUUACAAAAAUUUUAAUAGUGUGUUACAUUCACCUUCUGAAGAUGAAUUUCAUGAGAAAGUAAAGAGUUUUAUGGAAUGUGAUAGUGUCAAAAAAUAUCCCAAUUUUGUAAAAUAUUUCGAAAACUUUGUUAAAAGGUCUCCAGAAUGGGCACUAUAUUAUCGUUCUAAUUUAUUAACUAGGGGAAAUAAUACAAAUAAUUUUUGCGAAGCAGGUUUUAGAAUUAUAAAAGAUAAAAUCUUAAAUCGAGUCAAGGCUUUCAGUAUAGUACAAAUGUUCGAUUUUUUAACAAGCAGUUUAGAAAGUUAUUAUGAGAGAAAAAUAAGCGAUAUAAUAAACAACCGAUCAGAGGGAGUUAAGAAAUCAAAGCAUUUCAUAAGUGAUGAAAAAAUCGAAAAUCUUAAGUGUAUUCAAAUUGACCUGAAUAUGUUUGAAGUAUUGUCUGGGGAUAACAAAUAUUUCGUCAAUUAUAGUGAUGAACUUUGUUCAUGUCCGGUAGGAAGUCAAGGUGCUCCUUGCAAGCAUCAGCUUGCAGUUGUAAAACAGUUUAGUUUGUCAUCUUCACAAUUUAUACCUUUUGCAGAUCCCCCAGCAAAAAUAAUCCUGUUUAAAAUUCUUUAUGGAAAAUCACCUGAAAAUGAAGAAUGGUUUGCCUCCUUGACUAGUUCAACAGCAAAUAAAUCUGAUGUUUCCCUUGUCAAUAAGACCCUUCCAUCACAAAUUCCCUCAAAUAAUAGUGAGGUAGAGUUACCACAACCUAGUUGUAAUGUAAAUGUUGAUGAAGGGUGUCAAAUGAUUCAGGAAGUAUCAGAAUUAUUUAAAGAUAAGUUUAUGAAAAAUCCUGAGCUGUAUUUCGAUGCUAUCAAGAAAUUUCAUGAACUUGCAACUAAUGCUGCUAAAACAGAUUCAGCUUUAAUCUCAGGAUUACACACAUUUGGAAAGUAUACGGGAGCUGGUAAUCCUCUGAUAUCAAAAAAGAAAAAUCUGCAAGGAGGCAACCGUAUAGGAGUUCAGCCGACAUCCAUUUCCCGCAGGAAAAGAAAAAUAUGUGGAAGAUCACUUUCGAAUAGUGGCCGACCCCCUAAAAGACAAAGGCUGGAGGAUCAUGCAUAUCCCAAAAUAAAAACUUCUACAAAUGUCUCAUUAAGAGAGAAAUCAAAUUAUAAAAGGACAAGAGCUCCUCAUUCUUUACAAUUUUGCGUAGAAAAUAAUAUCAAUUUGGGCAAAUAAUUUGUCAUGGUAUUUCUUAUUCUUUCUUUUAAUGGUAUUAUAAUCCUGGAUGCAGUUUUGCCUGUUUGACUAUUUCUCUAUAUUAUGUUCAUGGUUUUCAGAUUGUCUUCAAUGUUAUCUAACCAUCUUAUUCUGGGUCUUCUUCCCUUUCAGCUACUUGCUGGUUCCCAUUGUAAAAUUGUCUUUGUUGAUUUUGGGCCUUCUAACCUCUGGACAUGACACAGCCAUGCCAACCUCUGACUAUACAUAAAUCAUACAAUAUUGUGCCCUUCGUUUAGUUCAUUGAUCUCAUCGAUUCUUCUGAUUCUCCAAGGACCAUCCUCCUCUUGUACUGGUUCAUAUACUUUUCUCAAAUAUCUUCAGUUUUUCUUCAUCUUGUUUUGUCAUUACUCAGGACUCACAUCCGUAGGUUACUACAGGUCUAAUAAUUAAUGUUUGGUACCUAAAUAAUUUUUUUGGAUCUUCUGUCUAAUAAUGUUAAUGUCUUUGAUCUGUUAUUAGCAUGCUAUGUGUGAUUUCCACUAGCAAUAUGUGGGUUAAUUUCAUUGUUCAUGAUAUUCAUCUGAUUGAUUUCUGUGCCUAGAUAUGUGAAUUGACACCCACACAUGUGAGUGCCACUUGUUCGAAGGAUUUGUUUAUAGCCAUAUUGUUUUCAUUAUCAGGCGUUCUUUUGACAGUCAUAUACUUGGUAUUUAUCUCAUUUAUUUGAAGUCUUUAUUAACACGUCUAUAAGAUGUUUUUACUCCUGCUGAUGACUACAUCAUCUGUAUAUAUGCAGUUAUUUGUAUUUACUUACCUCUCAUGGUACUUAUGUGAUAUAAUCAAAGUACCCUUUAGUCAGCAAUUAGGUAAUGUUAUCAUUUAAAUUGAUAUUGUUCUCUGAAGUUAAUAUUUUGAAAUGUUUAGAUGUCAGUUUGAUUAAAGGUUUAAUUAUGUAUCAAGUAACUUUGUGAAAAAAUAAGAGUUCAAUAAGUAAUUCUACAACAUACAAAAAUAAGAUUUUUUUCAUAAAAAUUUAGUGUUGUCCGAAGAACCAACGUCUUCAGAGUCCAGAUAAUUAAUAAUAAUAAUAAUAGACAUCCCAAUGAGGCCAGCCAAGACUAUGUCGACAAUACAGCAUCGAACUAUUGGUUGACAAUUACCUGAAAUAUAUCGUCAAAGACCCUCAGGUCCAAAACGACAAAUGUUGAUAUGGAUGUCGUCGCAGAAACCAUCCAACAUCUUACAGGGGGCUGCCAGGAAUUCUCUGCAACUGAAUAUAAGGAACGGCAUGACUCAGUGGGAAAGAUCCUUAUAUACAUAUUAUCAAUACAUCCCUGAGAGUAUGCUUAAGAACGACAACUACAAGCUAUACUGAGACCGCACUGUACUCAUAGACCAAACAGUGGCCCAUAAAUAGACCAGAUCUCAUACAAGUUAAUAAAUUAACAAGACAAACAACACUAAUUGACGUAACCAUACCUAACAACAAUAAUCUUUUACUGAAAAGAUCGCCAAGUACAAGAAUGCAAAGUACCCAGACAAUACCUAUUAUUAUGUCUACUACUACUGGAGUCAUUCCCAAGAACCUCCUCGAAAGCAUAAAAAGGCUGGGUCUAAAUGAAUAUCUUUACAAGACCAUGCAGAAAGCUGUACUACUCACAACAGCCAGAUGUGUACGAAAAUUUUUGGGAGAUACACCUGCAUACCAAGUCACCUACAGGGCUCGAUAACAUGGAAAGAGUCCCACCAGAGCUCAAUCCUUUUGAUACCGUACGUAUCUGGGAUGAGUCAAUUUUCCUCUUAAAGGGGUGUGAGCCAUAUGGCUAAAUAUGAUAAUAGAUAGCUUUAUUCUAAAACACAACAAUAUUAUUAGGUACAUUAAUUUAAUGCAUCUUAUCUUUGUUACAAAAAACUUUUUUAUAAUUCCCAAGUUUAAAGUUGUAUUCUUUUUUAACCUCCAGGUGACUUUCCGAGAAUCUAUUAUCAGCCCGACUUAUUAUAAAGAGAACAUCUAAGCAAUUUUUACACUCUUUCACAGCUGGAUCAAUAAUUGUUGUUGGAAGUUGGGUUUAUUUUUUAGAUUUGACUUUGACUUUUUUUAAUGGGAAGCAUAAAAAAGUUGACACAAAAGCAUCUCAUUAUAUAUUCACAUUAUUUUGAUAUUUUGGUCUUGAAAUCUACCUGUAUAAUUAUUUUAUGAUCUCCCAUAGCUAUUGCACUGUUGCCUGUUGCAUUUUGUUGGCCUGUGACAUCAUUCUGGUAUGUAGAACGUUGGCGUAGGAUGAAUACAACGUACAGGACUAAGUAAAAUCAACAAACCUGAUUUUUUUUAAAUAUCUAACUUAUUUUAACUACUGUAUGCAAGUAACCACAUUUUCAAAAUUUUGAACUGCUAAAAUUUUACCCUUUGCUUUAAAAUUAAGUGGUUUACUUAUUUAAUUAAGUGGUUUACUUAUUUCUAGGAUUCACAUUGAGGAUGGUCAGUUUUGACCAAAAACGUUUGGUGAUAUUCCAUAAUCCAUUUGAAUAAUGUUAAAAAAAAUUAAUAAAUUUAUAUAAUAACAUUCAACAGAAGUCUUUACUUGUUUAUUAUAUUGUACAUAAAUACACUCAUUGUACGGCAUAAUAAUAAUCAUACUUAUUGUAAAUGAAACAUUAAUGUAUAGUCGAUUCGCUUUUCCGAGACUCAACUGUCUAGUGAAGUUAGUAAUUUAUUUUUUUGGUAAAUUAAGUUGUCAGGAAAUUAGACACAAGAUGACUGGAAAUUACUACACAACCACACGUAAUUGCUCUUGCCAAUAUUAUUAAUAAUAAACACACAUAAUAAUAAUAAUAUAUUUAUUUAUUUAUUUACGGGUUUCCCCAAUUUAAAAAAAAAAUAUACAUAUAUAAACAAUAAACAAUAAGUAGAAGUAAAAGUAGUAUUAGUAAAGUCCAGUAAAACAGUAAAAAAACUAAAAAUAAAAUAAAAUGAAUUAAAUGAAAGUGUGACAGCAUAAAACUGUAGUAAGUACAUUACAAUAAAACUAAAUUUAACAUACACACAAUCCACGUUAUGCAGUGACAAUACAUAAUAAUAUAAUAUAAACUGACAUUAAUCAACUAACUACAGACAAUAAAAAAAUUAACACAUUACAUAAUACAAAAGCAUUAUCCAUGGCAAAAAUUAACAAAUCCACUGAAAAUAUAAUAUUAAAUAUUAAACAUAAGUGCUGACCGGAAAAAUUGAUUUUAGUUGGUUUUUAAAUACUCGACUGGAAGAAGAGAAUAAAUCGAUGUCCAAAUCAUUCAGGCGACUUAAAGUUCUAUCUAUUGGUGAGUUAAGACCAUAGUUAGUUGAAUGAUGAGGUACAUGGAACAAGUUAUUAUUUCUCAGAUUAUGGUUUGGAAUAUUAAAGUUUAUUAAUUUUAAUAAAUCAGGACAAUUGAUUUCACUAUUUAAUAGUUUAUAAAUAAAAGCUAGAUCAUUUAUAAUUCUACGGUCUUUUAAGGAGUGCAAAUUGAGAUCACUACGGAUGAUGGUAUAGUUGUGGUUUAGUUCAAUAACAUUAUAUCCCAAUCUGUAUGCUGCAAAUCUUAAAAACUUAUUUUGAACUCUCUCGAGAAUAUAAUACUUUAUUUGAAAUAGGAUAACCUAAUAUAAACAUGCUAAAGUACAUAUAGUCAAAACAAUACAAGUAGGUAUUGAUAUAGUCCAUAACAUAAUUUAAAAAGUAAAAAACUAAAACUAAUUUAAAAUGUCAAUACCUAAAGCCACAAACAUUUGAUAAUUUAAAAUUUAAAAAGUAAAAAACUCAAACUAAUUAAAAUGUCAAUAUCGAAAGCCACAAACAUUUGAAUAAAAUACCAAUGCGAUCAAUGCAAGCACAAUAAGUAUACAUAUAAGGCAACACAAAUACAUUCAACACAUCUUAUUCUCUAUAAUAUAUUUUUUUUAAACUGUACUUGAAUGUAUUAAUGUUUCUACAAGUUCUUAAAUCGAGAGGUAGUUCAUUAUAUUCUUUAAACCCUUUGCAAAUUAAAGAUUUCAUCAUAAAGCUAUUUUUAAACUCAACAAUAUGUAGAUUAUUUGUACCCCUUGUAUUAUAAUCAUGUACAUCUCUCUGAAAAGAAAAAUAUUUUUGAAAGUAAGAUGGAGCCAACGAGUUCAAUAUUUUAUACACAAAAACCAUGGUUAGGUAAUGCAAACGUUGACGAACUGACAACCAUUCAAGUGAUUUUAACAUAGUCAAUAUUGGCGUUAUUCUACUAGUUCUUAAUAUGAUGCGCAUCCCUCUAUUUUGAAGUUUUUGUAACUGACUAAUUUUAUUAAGACUGGACAAAUAUACAAUCGAUGCACAGUAAUCAAAGUGUGGCUGUAUUAUUGUAUUAUAUACAGUUACUUUAGUCUCAGUCGACAGAUUUUGAGCUAUUCUGGUGAAAAAGUACAAUUUUUUUGAAAUUUUUUUACUUAUAUACUCAAAAUGUCCAUCAAAUGACAGCACGUUAUCAAGCUGAAAACCUAAAUAUUUUGCCGUUUUUACAAUUUUGAUCUCUUCAUUGUUAAUGUGUAAAUUAAUCAGAUUUAAAUUUAUUAAACUAUACUUAUGUUUAGUAGUAAAAAUAACAGCUUU
Messenger RNA from Diabrotica virgifera virgifera (western corn rootworm), 7070 nucleotides. RefSeq lists its product as uncharacterized. The record is from RefSeq and is a predicted model, not a curated record. Gene Ontology annotation, molecular function: zinc ion binding. Bases 73 to 2475 code for a protein of 800 amino acids. The transcript has 4 exons. NCBI's taxonomy places the organism in Eukaryota, Metazoa, Arthropoda, Insecta, Coleoptera, Chrysomelidae.